AUGGCUGUAGCCAUAAUAUUGACGAUAGCUGCUUUUACGAUACCAUUUCAAGAAAUCCGCGGACAACCAAAUUUAGGCAAUGGAGGGAGCAACCAAAAUAACAUGAAUCAAGGAUUUCAAACUAAUUCACCAAAAUCUGCUGUCGACUUAACACAGAAUUCGGGAAAUUUGGCAACGAACAUUAAUUCACAAUUACAAACCAAUUUACCGCAGGCGCUGUCAUCUCUGACGAUGCCACCAUUGUUUUCGUUGCAGCCACAACAAAGUAUGCAACCGCUACUGAAUCAGCCACAAGUUACAUUUCAACAGCCCUAUCAACAACUGAACUCUGGCCAAUCGUUUCUUCAGCAAUCAUUGUUGCCAUCGUCCUCUGUGAUCCAACAAAAUCCUAGUCAGCAAGCUAAUGGUUUUGUACCAGCCUUCAAUCACUUCAGCUAUUCACAGCAAUUGCCUAUAUCUGGCCACUUAGUGAACGUACCAUCUCUUAGUAUUUCAAAUCCUGCAUCUAUUGUAUCUGCGUAUACGGCGAUGCCAAACUGUGGAUGUACCCAAACCGGUUUUAUGCCAAACACUGCUAAUACUUAUUUAAGUCAAGUAUCUAGUAUUCCCAUGACGGAGCGAGCUCAAGUUAUUACAUCUUAUUCUACAUUACCCUAUACUUCAGUUCUAUCACCCAAUCCAUCAACGUUUACAAACAGUGCAAUUUUGCCGUAUCAAAAUCAAAUUAUAGGACUUUUAAAUAAUCCGCUGAUUGAAGAUAAAUUAGCGAUUGAUGAAAACGAACUCCAAGAUCCUGAGAAUAUUAACGACCUACUGUUAUCUUUACUUCAAACGCCCAAACAUCCCUCUAGAGUGCUCCCGUUUCCAUACAAUUCACUGCAAGGACAAAAAGGAACGAAAUCCUCACAAUUGAAAUCUUUAUUGCCAGUUAUAUUUAACUUGCUAAAAGAGAAAAAAGAAAGGUGCAAUUGUGACAAUCCCUGCAAAUGUAGACGUAGGACCAGGAAGGGGAGCGAGCCACAGAUAAGUAGCGGAUAUUCUAAGAAAAAGGAAUACGGCAGCGUAAGAGAGGGAAUAUUCAAAAAUAACUCAGAGGAAAACCAGAGAAAAGUAAAUGAUUACAAAAGAUUUAAUAAAUUUAGAAAGACCAUAGACGAAAGCAACGAAAGUUCCGAGUACGAGGAUUUUUUCGAGGAUGAUAAUUGA
Messenger RNA from Danaus chrysippus (African queen), 1206 nucleotides. The record is from the annotation of a GenBank genome assembly. NCBI's taxonomy places the organism in Eukaryota, Metazoa, Arthropoda, Insecta, Lepidoptera, Nymphalidae.